AUGGCAUUCUCGUUUUACUCCACGCCACAGCCACAGCCACAGCAACAGCAACAGCAGCAGUCGCUGUUUCAAACUCAGCAGCCCUCACAGUUGUUUCAGCAAAGCAGUCCCUUUUUCUCACAACAACAACAGCAACAGCCGCAGCAGCAAUUUCAGCCACAGCCGCUUCAAUUUCAGCAACAGCAGCAGCAACAACAGCAACAGCAGCAGCAGCAGCAGCAGCAGCAGCAGCAGCAGCAGAUGUUUUUGUUUACGAAUGACAAGGCUCCGGCGAGUUAUAGUACCAAGUGGGCUGAUCUCCAUCCCGAUUCCCAGAAAAUUCUUCUUCAGAUUGAGGAACGGAUACUGGGGCAUAGGGAUGAGAGUCAGAGGCUGGAUCAAUGUAGUCGUCUCUACGAUUCUUCAGUUUCAAAUGAUACUUUUGAGCAUGAUGCCAGUCGUAUCCUUCAGGAACUUGGGGGAAUUGGUACUGCCAUGGACCGACAGAAAGCUCUUCUGCAUGAGUUGAUGGCUAUUGUGAAAGAUAUGUUACGGAACAGCGAGGUUGCUGUUCGUACUUUCAUGAUUUUACGCCCACGGUUUCUUCAUCCAAAUACAGGAGGUACUUCAAAUGCCAUUGCACCGUCACAGGCUUCUGGAGCAACCGUACCACCUGGUUCAAGUAGUCAACCAACAGCUACUUCUAUAGUGCCAGUUUUUGAUUUCUACAACGGGCUUCCAAGGAAACCGUCUCCCUUCCUACAGCAAACAAUUGCAAGAUUUGAGAAGUAUCUUGUUGAGUGUCGUCAGUGGAUUGAAGAAUUAGAGCAGCUUCUUUUAGCCUCAGAGAGGAAUUCUGCCAAUGAUGGCUCUUCAUUGUUGCAGUCUCUUCCAAAAGUCAUGUCAAAUGUGCAUGACUUUUUUGUUCACGUGGCAGCUAAGGUGGAGAGUAUUCACCAGUACAUUGUAUCCAUGAAAUCAGCUUAUCUUGCUAACCAGCGCCGCCUAGGGGAUGGGAAUGAUCCAUUUCUUGAGGCUGAUCGCCGGGAAACAGCUAGGCAAGAAGCUGCUGCUAAGAGGGUGCAUCCAACUUUGCAUUUACCUGCAACUUCACAACCAUCAACACAAGUUGCUGGAUUGUUUGCCAGUUCAGGAACUCAGGGGGCAUCACCUGCCCCCCAGAUAUCUACAGCUACUAUUACAGCUUCCUCCGGGAGUGGACUCUCACUUUUCAGCACCCCUUCUGCUCCAUCUUCUUCCAUGUCUUCCUCUCUGUUUGCUACACCAAUCACUUCUGGUCCUAUAUCUUCUCUUUUUGGAUCAUCCUCCGCUACGCCUCAGACAUCACUGUUUAGUUCUUCCUCAGCAUCUUUGUUUGGAGCUGCUUCAACUCCCUCUCUGCUAGGAAAUACUGCUCCAGCCUUCGGUUCAACUCCUAUUGGAAGCUCAUUCUUUGCUUCAGGUGCUUCUGCAACAGGGUUGGGGUCUAGCUUUACUUCAUCGAAAUCAGCAAAACCAAAAGGUCGGGCUGUCCGACGUUAG
This is a messenger RNA of Prunus armeniaca (apricot), 1521 nucleotides long. The record is from the annotation of a GenBank genome assembly. Lineage: Eukaryota; Viridiplantae; Streptophyta; Magnoliopsida; Rosales; Rosaceae.